This is a messenger RNA of Trichosurus vulpecula (common brushtail), 1364 nucleotides long. It is a transcript of the gene OPALIN, whose product is annotated as oligodendrocytic myelin paranodal and inner loop protein. The coding region runs from base 27 to 485 and encodes 152 amino acids. The record is from RefSeq and is a predicted model, not a curated record. Gene Ontology annotation, cellular component: plasma membrane; cell-cell contact zone. NCBI's taxonomy places the organism in Eukaryota, Metazoa, Chordata, Mammalia, Diprotodontia, Phalangeridae. The transcript is spliced from 6 exons.
UUCCACAUUGGGAAUUCCACACACUUAUGAAAUCCCACAUGCAAAUAGCAGAAAUGAGUUUGAACCAAAAUCUCACAUUGCCACCUAACACAACUUCCUUCCCUGAUGCUGCUGGUGGAAUCACAGAAGGUUGUAUCACAAUUCUGGGACUGGCAGCAGGCAUCCCAACCUUGGUGGCCAUGGUCCUGCUUGUAGCUUUAAUUGUGGUCUGUGCUCAGAAAAGAAGAAAGGAUGGGCAUACACAGGAGAACCAAAGACCAAACGAUUUUCCAGACAUCUACGACAGUUCUGAAGUAUCAUUGGAGAAUCUCAGCAGCCCUGACAUGGAUGUGAGGGAAACAAUAGAGAUGGAAGAGACUCACGUGUAUGUGAAGACCGUAACAGGGACAGAAGAACUAUCAUACGAUGCUUACUUUCCUAGAACUGAAAUUGAAAAAAAGCACAGUUUGCCAAGGUGGCUUUUACCCAAACGGGGCAGGAAAUGAAAUAGCCUCAGCUACUGAUUUCAAACUUACUCCAAAAACAAAAAAACCUAGUCCAGAGAAAUACUUGGGUUUAUACUGGAAGUCAGUUAGAAUGCCUAGAUGGUGCCUAGCCAACACAAAUUUUCUUCAUUGAUCUGAAAAAAAUAUUUCAUUAGCAUUUGAAUUGAUUUAUUCUAUUAGUAUUUAGGUUCUGCCUGAAUAAUGAAGUACUUGGUAAUGAGGUACCGCUCAUCCAAGUCCAUUGCUUAGAAGAAUGAUGACUCUAGCACCUUAAGCACUUGAAUUCCAUCUCUAGUACUCCCAUUGGUUUUCCUGGGUGACCUUGAGCAGUGUUCUAUUUCCCCACAUCUGGCCUUUCCCACCUUGCCUUCCUUUAAUCAUGGGUCAUAUCUCUUAUUCACAAAGAAGCCAGCAGAUCAGGUUUGGACUUUUGUUUAAAGAAAUGACAAUGCUCCUGAGUAGCCACAUGAGACCAGAGAAGCAUUGGAUGAGGCAAAGUCAUCACUACCUUCUGGACAACUGAGACUCGAUAUUAGGUAGAUAGGAAACAGUUACAUUGACCUCAGGUCAACCCACAAGAUACUACUGAAUACAGUUUCUACCUAGCUUUCCCGUCUCGUAGAGGCAAAAGCCUUAACAUCAGAAACUGUUAAAAUAGCAAUUGGGCUACCUACCAACAUAAACCUGAGGGUAUAUGUGUGACAUCCACUAUCCACAGCCUAGAGUUCUACAAGCUAAUUUCUGAAUAUGUUACAAGGUACUGGUGAUGCUUUGUUGAACUUAAAGUGAAUUUUAAUUGUCUCUUUUUCCCGUAGAGGCCAACUGCUUAUGUCAAUAGCUACCUCUGCAUCUGCACAGACUGUCUCUCAUGCCUGGAAU